UUUUUGUUAUCCAAUAUGUUUGAGAACUCGCUGUUGAUCCUCAAGCCGGACUAUCUGCAAAAUCGACGUCCGAUCCUUUUGAAGUUGCUGGCUGAGGGGUUCCAGCUUCAGGGGAAUCGCAGGAUCGCCUUUUCCCCGGAGUCAGCUGCCGAGUUCUAUGCUGACUAUGCCGACGAAAAGGGCUUCAUGCUGGAGGUCAUUCUGCUGUCGAAGGGCGUCUCGGAGGCAUUCAUAGUCACCAAAGAGAACGCCGUGCAGGAGCUGCUCAACGUAAUGAUCUGCUACUUUGGUUGCUCAUCGGACCUGGAGCGCAAUAUCCAUGUUACCAAGAACAGCCGCAGCGUGGCCCGUGAGAUAAACUUUAUUUUUCCCAAUUAUAUCCAUGAGCCGCAUGAGAUGUUCGACCACAACAACUUCUGUACUCGUCCCAUGCUGAAGCCUCUGCUCGAGGAGAUCUACGAUAUCAUGCAGAACAUUGAUUGCAGCCAGGAGAACUGGAAGGUUCGCGUGUCCGACUAUUUGGUGCGCAGCAACCCGAAGAUGCCGCAGGUCAGCAACCAAUGUCAGCAGCGACCGGAUGUGGGCAUCCAGGACAAGUCGCAGCAAACCGCCAUGACCUAUGCCCCGAAGCCAAGUGCAAGGGCUGUGCAGCCGCGUACCAAGAAAUCCGAGAGCACCAGCUCACCCCUGUCCACCACCUCGCCCCACUCCUCGAUGCUGCUGUCCUCGUCCUCGUGUGUCACCUGCGGAGGAUUCGACAGGACCGAGUCUGGCAUCUCGGAACUGGAUCUCAACAAGCGAGUGGAGCCCCACGACGCGGAAGAGGUUUGUGUGGACGAGGAGAUCCUGUGGAAGGAAGUGGUGGUCUACGAGGAGGUGCAGCCGGAGGAGGAGGAGCAGGAGUCCAAGGAGGGCCACGCCUUCGACCUGGAGGAGGAGCACGUCGGAGAGGCAGGUGGCUCGGACGUGGAGUCGGACAAGAGUAUCCACGAUGCUCCUCCGCCAGCAGCUCACGACGAGGAAUCGGAUGUGGGUGAAACCGCUGACGGAGAACCAGGAGAAGCUGCUCCGGCUCCAGAUGAGGUUCCCCCUGCUGCCGAAGCCCCUCCUUCGGCUCCAGAAGCUCCUGCGGCAGAGGAAGCUCCCCCGCGGAACCCGAGGAAUAAGUUCAGCUCUCUAGUACACCUGUUGCCCGUUCAUUUGUUUGUCGGAACAUAGAAAAAAUGACCUUAAAUGCGCGCAAUUUUUCCUACACCUUCACACGGCAAUUGCGCACUCGCAGAAUUCGGGAGGAUGGUCCUGCAGUUUUUGUUGCCCCCGGAAAGUGCAGCGAACACAGCAGCAACAUCCACGGGAGCAACAGCCACAGCAGCAACAGCUUUUCCCGCCAGCAACAUUGCAAAUCGCAGGCAAAGUUUUUCGCCCCUUUCAAGUGUCCGAUAAAAAACGCAGAAAAUAGAACAACAAUGAAUCCAAAUUUAA
Messenger RNA from Drosophila ficusphila, 1482 nucleotides. RefSeq lists its product as uncharacterized. Lineage: Eukaryota; Metazoa; Arthropoda; Insecta; Diptera; Drosophilidae. The transcript is spliced from 3 exons. Gene Ontology annotation, biological process: negative regulation of oxidative stress-induced intrinsic apoptotic signaling pathway. The record is from RefSeq and is a predicted model, not a curated record. The coding region runs from base 16 to 1218 and encodes 400 amino acids.